AUGCCACAGUGUCACACAGAUGGCUUUAUUAGAGACUUAGAACCAGGGUCAGUAGGAGGAGACGAGAUCCCACAGUCUUCUAGUUGUCCCCAGACAGACAUGUACCAAGACCAGAGUGCUCGGCUGGACCCUCUGUGGGAGUCUGUUCUAGGGAGAGACCCCACCCCACUACACUUACUCUCCCUCGCCAUAGGUGACUUAAGGAGAAGAGAGAGCACACUACAAGAAUACACCCAGCAGCCAAGUACAGUCUUGAAAUUCCUGUACCCGCCCAACAGAAAGUGGCACUCAGAGAAAUAUAUGAUAAUGAGGAGUGAGGCAGCAGAGUGGCCUCCCCAGCACACGAGAGGAGCAGAUCUCUGUGAGACCCUGACUGGCAAGACCAUCACCCUUGAGGCUGAGCCCAGUGACACCACUGAAAAUGUCAAAGCUAAAAUACAAGACAAGGAGGGCAUCCCGCAUGCCCAGCAGCAUCUGAUUUUUGCAGGCAAACAGCUGGAGGAUGGCUGCACUCUCUCAAACUACAACAUUCAGAAAGAGUCCACCCUACGGUUGGUGCUUCAUCUAUGGGGUGGCAUCAGUGAGCCCUCCCUCCUCCAGCUCGCCCACAAAUACAACUGCAACAAGGUGAUCUGCCACAAGUGUUACACUCACCUGCACCCCUGUGCUGUCAGCUGCCACAAAAACAAAUGCAGUCACACCAACAACCUUGCCAAGAAGAAGAUUAAAUAA
Molecule: messenger RNA, 732 nt
Organism: Pteronotus mesoamericanus
Lineage: Eukaryota; Metazoa; Chordata; Mammalia; Chiroptera; Mormoopidae
Product: ubiquitin-60S ribosomal protein L40-like
Biological process (GO): translation; protein ubiquitination; modification-dependent protein catabolic process
Cellular component (GO): ribosome; nucleus; cytoplasm
Molecular function (GO): RNA binding; structural constituent of ribosome; protein tag activity
Source: RefSeq, a predicted model, not a curated record